This is a messenger RNA of Colias croceus (clouded yellow), 4381 nucleotides long. RefSeq lists its product as uncharacterized. The transcript has 16 exons. Bases 208 to 3651 code for a protein of 1147 amino acids. The record is from RefSeq and is a predicted model, not a curated record. NCBI's taxonomy places the organism in Eukaryota, Metazoa, Arthropoda, Insecta, Lepidoptera, Pieridae.
CAGUAUUAGUAUCGUCCGUGAGUUUCGUUAGUUUUUAAACUGUUUUAAAUACCUAGAUAAAGUUGAAUAAAAGUGUUAUUAAAGUAGUUAUUGUUACAACAAUAUGGUGGAUGUAAGCUAUCGUUUGUGAUCAAAGUUUUAAAAAGUUUAUGUGCAAACUGCAAAAUGUUCGAGUGAACAGGAUUUGUGUUGUUUUACGCAUCCACCAUGGCGGAAGUGACGUCAUCCCGCAGCUCGCCAGCGCCGGAAGCGUGUCCCGAGUGCGAUACGGGAGCGUCGGUUACUUCCGAUUUACAUAAGUACCAAGUGGCAUGCACAUGCAAGCCGGCCGCGCAGUACGCAUGCGCGGACGAGCCGGGCCCCCCGCCGCCCGCGAAGACGGACACACCGCCUGCGCUGCCGCCGCGCCCGCCGGCUAGUGUGUUGGCGACUAACAGACGACAUAAUGCGCCAGUCGGUUGCACAGAUACGCCAUGCCGUCGCAAAAAAUAUGCUUGGUGGUGCUGUGGCUGCGGGGCUCUAGCAGCUGCGCUCGGCGGACUGCUAGCGGCACAGCAUAUACUGCUGCGGGCGUAUACAGCCUCGCCGCAUCACUUGGAGACUGUUCCCGCUGCAGUGCCCGCUGCUAUGUUGGUGCUAACAGGCGUCUGCAUUAUGAGUCUAGCUCGACGAAGAAAUCGGUACAGCUAUAUGGUAAGAAAAAUCAAAGUGGUCGGCGCUUGCUGUCUCGUGUGCGCGCUCACGUGUGUGCUAGUUACAAUAACAACUACAGUUAUACAUAUGAAUAAGCUGCAAACACUCAAGUAUUGUGAGUACACUCGACUCACGCGCACGUGUUCCUGUUUCUCGAUAUCGCCUGAAGCACAGCAAGCUGGGAUUGAUGAUGAUGGGGUCCGCUGCGUAUUCGAAGGCGUAACCGAUUGCGCAGUAGUACACGGCGCUCUGUACUGGUGCCUGCGGGGGGUGUUCGCGCUGUCCGUCACCGCUGUGCUCGUGUGCAUCUUCAGUUGCAUGCUCGCCUAUCAGCUGCUGAGCCACGAACGUAAGAAAAUGUACUGGGAACAAUUAGAACUGCGUUGUCGCUCGUUAUACCGACCGCCGGCUGGACAACCUGCUGCUACUGCUGGAAGACCUGUACAGAAUAACUGCAGUUGCUGCGCUCAAUGUCACACAACUCAGCCGGCCUGGGAUUUUAGUUUACAACAUAGAUUCUGGGCGCCUGGUCGUAUAGGUAACUUAUAUUCUCCGAACCCUGGCUCUGGAAGAAAGACAUCGCCAUGGAGUUGGUUUCCCUGGCCAAGAGGGAAUAGUCAAAACUCCCGCUGUCGCAUGGAAGGCGUCCCGCAAUCGGGCGACAGUGCUUACGGCUUCUGCGACACUGACCAACCGCAAACACAAUACCCAACCUUCGAGCAGUUCGGGCAAAGCGGGAAUUACCCGCAGACUUCGGGGUUGCAAGGCUUGCAGGGGUUGGAAGGGUUCGAGGGGUCCAGUUUGGAUAAUCAGACAGGGGUUUGGGGUCCACCGCCCCCGUAUAGCCCGCAAGGCAGGAGUGGUAGUCGACACCACUUGCAUCAAGACCCAGCGACCACCACACUCCUCCACCACCACAUCGACGUACACAGACCAAACGAACACAACGUACAAACACACACGUGUACUAGAAAUUCGUAUUUACACCAGGAUAUAGUUCGAUUGAACCCGGAAAUAGUUAGGUUAAACCCGGAACUGUUGAGAACCAAUCCAGAAUUGUUACGCAACCCAGAACUAUUACGUAACCCAGAACUAUUACGUAACACAGAACUGUUACGUAACCCAGAACUGUUAAGGACCAAUCCGGAAUUAUUACGCAGUGCAGAACUGUUGAGAAAUAAUCCGGAUUUGUUACGAACCAAUCCAGAAUUAUUACGCAAUUCAGAACUUUUGCGAACUAAUCCAGAAUUAUUAAGAACCAACCCGGAAUUAUUACGCAAUACAGAACUAUUGAGAACCAACCCAGAACUAUUACGUAAUCCAGAACUAUUACGCAACCCAGAACUAUUACGUCUAAACCCAGAAUUGAUGAGACUAAACCCAGAAUUCGCGCAUAUGAGUCAAGAAAUACAUUUAUACCCGCAAGAAAUCCAAGAAAUUAAUCAAGAAAGGUUUAAUACUUUAAGGGGACAUUUGGUUCCGUAUAGAAAUUGUCCCCGAAUGGGACUUAGUGUGGGCAAUUUGCAUAGAGAGUGUGGGGAGGAAAAUAUGGAGUGUGUACAUCAGAAGAAUGCUAGUAAAGUUUCAGAUCAAAGCGCUGACUCGUGCAUGAAACAAGGCAAAGAGAAUUUAGCGUUCCAAAAUGACAAACAAUCUCCAAUCAGGUCUUCAAUGCAAGACUGUCACCGUGGAGGGAACCCUAAUACUGAAUCUGAGGUGUAUUUCGCAGAUGUAUCUAGCUGUUGCAAUGCGGAUUGCUGCAUAAAUCCCAACGUAUCAGCAUUAGUCGGUACAAUAGAGAAUCAUCCAGAAUCAACAUCUGAAUCCGAUACAGGCUCAUUCACAUUAACACGACAGCAAAGACCACAGCCCCAAGUGGGUUCCAAACGUAGACCCAGACAGACAGACAAAAAAACGGAUAAAAUGCGCCAGGACAUCAACAAUUCGAUACGUUUGACGGAACAACAGAUCGAACAGUUGAAUAAUUCGAUGAGAAUGAAUGAAAGGAAUGAUAGAAUGGAUAGAAUUGAACGGAUUGAUUCUAGAGAUCGAUUGAAUGAUUCUAGAAUUGAUGGGAGAUUGAAUGACUCUAGAAUCGAUAGGAGCGAUGGUAGAUUGAAUGAUUCCAGAAUUGAUAGAAGCGAUGGGCGGUUGAAUGAUUCUAGAAUCGAAGGCCGAUUGAAUGAUUCUAGAAUUGAUAGGAGCGACGGACGGUUAAAUGAUUCUAGAAUCGAAGGCAGAUUAAAUGAAUCUCGUAUCGAUGGUAGAUUGAAUGAUUCUAGAAUCGACCGAAGCGAUGGCAGAUUGAAUGACUCCAGAUUCGAUAGAAUGAACGAAUGCAGACAUUCUAGAAUCGAUAGAAUCAGCGACAUGAAUGACAUGAAUGACUCAAGAUUGAACGAAUCUCGUAUUGAACGAAUGAAUGAAGCUUCCAGAAUGGAGAGAAUGGAUCGCAUAGAUUCUAGAGAUCGGAUUGGAGAAAUGAUGAAUGAGUCGAGGGAAAGAGUCAGAAUGAGUGACCGGGAACGCAUGAGUGACAGAGAUAGAAUGAGUGACCGAGAAAGAAUGAGUGACAGAUUCGAAGAUAGAAGAAUGUCAGAUCUAAACUCGAGCCUCAGAAUCGAAGGAAGUCCCAAAAUGCGGCCACAUAUAAGUCCUCUAAAAAUGGCCAAGAGAAGUCCUAAAAACCCACCAAAAGAUAAAGAAUUCCAAGCUCCAGUAAUAUCGCCUUUAUCUCCUAACACAGAAGAGUCAUUAUUGUCUGACGAUGAUACGAGACAAGAAAUAGUAUAUUCUAACGAAACAGAGGCUAAAUGUUUAGGGCCUGAUUCUCAAUAUGAGCCAGUGAAAAAUGUGAAAGAGGAUAUAUUGAAAACGAACCACCAUCAUUGCUACAGUGACACAAAUACUAUGGACUCUGGUUGGCAAAGUGGGUCUGAGAAACAAGUUACGGAUUGAUUUAAUAUUAUAAGUAAUCGGUCAAGUGUGAGUUGAACUCGCGGCAAGGGUUCCGUAAAGCUAAAGAGCUAGAAAAAAGAGUAACCCAUCCAAUUUAUAACCGUGCCGAUAAUUGCUUAACCUCGUUACUUAUUAUUUGUAUAGCGGCAACAGAAAUACAUUAUUUCUGAUAAUUUCAUAGUCUAUCACAGUCUAUGAGAUCCUGUUGACAAACGGACGAACAGACAGACAGACAGUGAAAUAUUCAGUAAUUUUUUACUGGACCAAAAUUUUUACAUUUUGGCUACGGAACCCCAAAAAGGUAAAUAGGUUACCAACACAACAUUCGAACUUCAAAAUCUGCACACGCACACACGAUUAGACGUCAAAGUGAGAUGGCAUGAUCAAACUAUCGUGAGCGAAAGAGACAACUGAAGUCAAUUGUGGCAAAUUAGCCACAUUUCGACGUUUUUAGCUUAUACACCUUUCUACUUAUAAGUUAUAAUAUAAUUUUUAGUACAAAUGGUUGUUUUUUAACCGUAAAAUAAACGCGAAGGAAUUUUAAAAUGGACUUGAAAGGUUUCUAGGUACUAUAGUUGGAUUAAAUCGUUUAGAUUUUAGUUUUUAAGGAAAAAGAGCACAAAUGAAUAGGUAUGAUUUAAAAUGGUUUUCUUCGUUAAGUGAAAAUUUUGUAUUUAAUGUUACUUUGCUAAUAUUAUUGUUCCUAAAUCUUUAUUUUAUGUAUUAGAAU